Molecule: messenger RNA, 900 nt
Organism: Penicillium manginii
Lineage: Eukaryota; Fungi; Ascomycota; Eurotiomycetes; Eurotiales; Aspergillaceae
Product: aldo/keto reductase family protein
Exons: 2
Coding region: 1-900 (299 amino acids)
Cellular component (GO): cytosol
Source: RefSeq, a predicted model, not a curated record
AUGGCUCUUAUCCCUACCCUCGUAUUCGGCGGAGCGACCAUCACAGCCGAGGAUGGAAGUUUCUCAAACGCCGCAGAGGUCUCGAGUUUAUUUAAAACCCUCAAAGCCGAAGGAAUCACUCAACUUGACACUGCGCAGUCCUAUGGUGGUGGUACCAGCGAGCAGCUCAUUGGCCAGGGCGAGGGAUUGUCAGACUUCCUUGUUGAUACCAAGCAUGUGAACAACUUCUAUCUCCAUGCCCCUGAUCCAAAGGUACCUCUCGAGGAAACUCUUGCCGGGGUCAACGAUCUCUACGAAGCCGGAAAAUUCAACAACUUUGGGCUGUCCAACUUCAACGCCGACGAAAUCAAAGAUGUUCUACGCGUGGCGACUGAGCAUAAUUACAUUCUCCCCAAAGUCUACCAGGGAAAUUACAGCGCGAUUGCCCGCCAGCUGGAUAAUGAUAUCCUGCCCACUCUGCGCGAUAAUGGAAUUGCUUUCUACGCCUACAGCCCCAUUGCAGGUGGGUUCCUCACCAAAACCACUGCCCAGUUGACUUCUGGUACCAAGGGCGAGGGCCGUUGGGACCCGAAGUCACCACUGGGGUCAUUCUAUCACGCUCUAUACGGAAAGCCCACUUUCUUUGAAGCAUUGGACAAAUGGAAUGUCAUUUCCGAAGCGGCUGAUAUCCCUAAGGCUGCGCUUGCAUAUCGAUGGGUAGCAUUCCAUUCGGCUCUUGAUGCGCGACUUGGAGACGUACUGGUUGUUGGAGCUAGCAGUCUGAAUCAGGCGAAGCAGACUGUUGCUGCCCUUAAAGCUGGACCUCUGCCUAACGAGGUGGCAGCGCAGAUCUCGGACCUGUGGGAUAUUGUGAAGAACGAUGCGGUUGUGAAUAACUUUGAUGUCCUUAGAUCAACCUAG